UGUGCCAAAAAUUGUUCUGUAUAGGAAGUCGAUUUCUCUCUCGUUUCUCAUUUAUUGAUAUAUUUGAUCUCUUUUUGUUGGAUAUUAACCAGAAUCAAUGGUCUGAAGUGUUUUACAAUAUUGUCUCAAAAGCGACAAUAGUAGGAACUUUGUUAGGAGUGGAUGGAAGCUAUGAUAACAGAUUGCAGGUGAUGAGCGCAGAACUUCAUUUGCCUUCGCCUGUUUUAUUGACCAGGGAGUGUUAUUUUGGAAGGUACAGCAAGCAGUUAUCUCAUAACACAUGGGGGGUUGUAGAUGUAUCAUUGGAGAAAUUUCUUCCUUCCCCGACCACCAAUUUUCGGAAAAAACCAUCUGGAUGUUUAAUUAAGUUAAUGCCUAAUGGACACUCUAAGGUCACAUGGGUGGAGCAUGUAGAUGUAGAAGAUAGUCAAGUGGACCAAUAUUUCCAGUCUCUAUUCACCUCCACUCUAGCUUUUGGCGCAAGCCGUUGGAUUAAUUCCUUAAUUCGAUAUGGUGAAUGGUUACAAAGACUAUUCGUAACACCGUUGGUUGCUGAUGAAGGAGUUUUUAUAGCCCAAACGGGGAGGACCAGUUUGCUGCAACUGGCAGAUAGAAUGAUGAAAACAUUUUGUGGAAACACGAGUUCCACCGCAGACAAUCCAUGGACCCAAAUGGCUCAUUCCCCAUACGUGAGAAUCAUGGUGAAGAAUAACAUGGAAGAAGCUGGAAAGCCUCCAGGUACAUCCGUUGUUUUCACCACUUCUGUUUGGCUUGAUGUCUCCCGGAAUCGACUGUUCAACUUCCUCCGCCAUGAGAAUUCCAGAACCAAGUGGGAUUUACUUUCACGUAGACAUACUAUUCGAGAGUUUGCUACAAUGCUGAAGGGUGAAAAUCCAGGAAAUCGUGUUUCCCUGAUGAGAGUCCAUAAUUCACAGGGCAAGCUUGUAAUCUGUUUUCUGCAAGAGAGUUACACAGACUCAACAGGUUCGUAUAUAGUGUAUGCUCCACUGGAUGAGUCAGCUGUGGCAGCUCUUGUACACGGAGCCAACCCUGACAAAGUGAUGAUCCUACCAUCAGGGUUUAGCAUUCUUCCUGAAAGGUUGCAAGGAGAUGAAGAUAGAAACAGUCGAAGUCUUCUAACUAUUGCAUUCCACAUAGUUGAAAGUACCACUAGUAAGCCAUAUCUCGCUCCUGAAUCAAUCGAAACCAUAUACAAAGUCAUUUCAGAUACUGUUUACUCUAUAACAAACUCAGUGCUGUAUCAUAAUCAUCGCAAUAAUUGGAUGGAUGAUUCAAAUUUCUAGUUACUUCCUAAAUGACUUUGCUUUGGAGCUUUGCAUUUGAUGUGAGAAAAUAUUUAAUGCAGUGUUUAUGACUGUUUUCGCUCUUUCACGUACAGGUAUAUACUUUUCUCACUUUUAGUAUAUUUUGCUGUGAUAUGAAUUA
Molecule: messenger RNA, 1446 nt
Organism: Vigna umbellata (rice bean)
Lineage: Eukaryota; Viridiplantae; Streptophyta; Magnoliopsida; Fabales; Fabaceae
Product: homeobox-leucine zipper protein PROTODERMAL FACTOR 2-like
Molecular function (GO): lipid binding
Source: RefSeq, a predicted model, not a curated record